This is a messenger RNA of Lathyrus oleraceus (garden pea), 1561 nucleotides long. RefSeq lists its product as uncharacterized. NCBI's taxonomy places the organism in Eukaryota, Viridiplantae, Streptophyta, Magnoliopsida, Fabales, Fabaceae. The coding region runs from base 83 to 1324 and encodes 413 amino acids. The transcript is spliced from 2 exons. Gene Ontology annotation, biological process: regulation of DNA-templated transcription. Gene Ontology annotation, molecular function: double-stranded DNA binding. The record is from RefSeq and is a predicted model, not a curated record.
UCAUAUUUGCAUUCUCUUUUGUGAAGAUAAGAAUUUAUUCUUGGAAAGGGCUGAUUCCACCCAAGUGUUUACCAUCUAGCUUAUGAAGCCACCUAAUCUGUCCCAUCGCCAUUUUCAUCUCCGACCGCCGGUAACAGAAACAAUUUCCACUCCUUCAAUCACCAUGUUGAAGUUCAAUACAUGGCCCAACACAACCCCAACCGUAACCCUAUUCAAUCUCAAGUGCUUAACCUCCCCACAACCAUCACCAUCACCAUCACCAUCCUCUGUGCAUUUCGAUUCAACCCCAUUCCUCUUCCAAGUCUCCUACCUCAUCAACAAUUUCAAUUUCUCCCCAGAAUCCGCCUCCAAACUUUGCUCCACCAACCGUCUUUAUUUCAAAACCGCCCAAAACCCUGACUCCGUUAUCAACUUUUUUAGAAACUACGGUUUCUCUAAUUCCCAGUUAUGCGACAUCAUUACCAGGUCACCAUGGUUACUUUCCUGCAGCCUCUCCAAAAGGGUGUUGCCAAAGUUUGAGUUUCUUCUCUCCAAAGGUGCUUCUAACUCUGACAUUGUUAACCUUGUCAGUAAGAACUCUAGAGUCUUGGCUCCUAGCUUGGAGAAUCAUAUAGUCCCAACCUAUGAAUUGCUUUAUAGAUUCUUGCAAUCAGACAAGGAAGUUAUUGCUUAUGCAAUUCACACUCCAGAUUUACUCACUCACCGUCUUGUGCCGGGUAACAUUACAAUGCUGGUUCAGAAUGGAGUGUCUGACUCAAAUAUUCGGAGAAUUCUUCGAAUCAGGAGUCGGUCAAUGGAUGCGCGCGACAUGGGGGGUUUAGUCCAGGAAUUGACGGAUUUGGGGUUUAAUCCUUCAAAAUAUGUUUUUGCUGUAGCAUUGAUUGCCAAAACAUCAGUACCCAAAACUAGGUGGAAGGAGAAAGUCGAUGCCUUUAAGAACUGGGGUUGGUCUGAUGAAGAUGUUAUUGAAGCAUUUAAAAAGCAACCUUAUUGUAUGUUAACAUCCAUUGAGAAAAUUAACUUAGUGAUGGAUUUCUGGGUAAACCAAUUGGGCUGGGAUGCUAUGGCUCUCGCCAAACAACCCAACGUUUUGUGCUUUAGUUUCGAAAAAAGGAUCAUUCCAAGGGCCUCGGUUAUGCAAUUUCUUUUGAUGAAUGGUUUGAGAAAUAAGAACGUGAGCUUGACUUCUCCGUUUGUACCACCUGAGAAGGUGUUUCGUGAUAGGUUUAUAAAACGUUUUGAGAAUGAGUCUUCAUAUCUAUUAAACUUGUACGAGGAGAAACUCAAGCUUGCAUACACCGGGGACGAAAAUUGCGUGUCGUGAUUAGAUUUUCAGUGAUUCAUUCCAAGGGAAGACUUGUGUAGUUUCUAUUACUGAUGUGCAACAAGUUUCAACAUAUUUGUUGUCUUUUUGAGCCAAGAAAUUUCAUGGAGUUAUUUCAUUUUUUCAUUUAGGAAAAUAUCUUAUCCACCUCUUAAAUGUAGUUUGUCUCUUUUCUUUUGAAUACUAUAUUCUCAUUUUAUGAAGAAAUGAAAUAGAAGGGGAAUCAUUGAAAGAAUA